UCUCCUCUCUCCUCUCUCUUCUUCUUCUUCUUCUUCGCCCCCACCAAAAUCUCCUCUGCUUUGUUAACAAGCGAAACCAGAAAUAGAAACAACAACCAGAGAGAGAGAGAGAGAGAGAGAUGAGCGAGAGAAAGCGAGAGCUUGAAGAAGAAGAAGAAGAAGAAGAAGAAGAAGAAGCUUCAAGCACAAGCGUAUCACUAUCUCACAAGAAAACAAAGCUCGAUGACGAUUCUGAUCCAUCAUCGGAAUCGGAUUCUCAUGACGUCGUCGCCGCUGUUUCUUCGUAUUCUUCUCAUUCCGUUGCUUCUUCGGAAGCUCUAGCUUCAGAUGAAUGCUCUGAUACAUCCACCGGAGAAGCUAAUGAUCAGAGGAGUCAGAGCUCAUCAUCGAGUAUCAUCAUCAGCUCCGGUUGUUGUUGUUGUUUCAGCAAAGAAAUCGCGAUGAACCGUUCCACGUUUGUUACAGAUCUGGAGUUUCAAGCUGAUCAAAUCUCCGAAAAGGAAACCAAAAGCUCAACAUUAAUCACUACAAGUUGUAAUUUCAGAAAAGAGAAAAGUCCAGUGAGCGAGGGUUUGGGAGAAACAACAACAGAGAUGGAAUCGGAGGUGAAAGGUGAACGGAGAAAACAACCGGAGGUGAGCAAAACUCCAACGGCGGCGGAGAUUGAGGGUUUUUUCUCGGAGCUAGAGAAUGAAGCAGAGGAUAAGAAGAAGCGAUUCAUAGAAAAGUACAACUUCGAUAUUGUCAAUGACGAACCGCUUCAAGGUCGCUACAAGUGGGAUCGACUACUUUAAACCCAUGAUUAUGAUUAACAUCAUCUAAAGAAAGAAAGCAGAAGAAGCUCAAGCUGGACAAAACAAAACAAAACAAAAAUUAAAAAAUAGGUCUUUUUUUAUUGUUUCUUCGUUUACAUAAUUCCACUUUGUGUACAGGGCAGCUCUAUCUUUUAAAUCUUAUGUUAAUUAGUAGUUCGUACCAAAAAAAAA
Messenger RNA from Camelina sativa (false flax), 986 nucleotides. Its product is annotated as cyclin-dependent kinase inhibitor 6. Gene Ontology annotation, biological process: negative regulation of cyclin-dependent protein serine/threonine kinase activity. Gene Ontology annotation, molecular function: cyclin-dependent protein serine/threonine kinase inhibitor activity. The record is from RefSeq and is a predicted model, not a curated record. Gene Ontology annotation, cellular component: nucleus. NCBI's taxonomy places the organism in Eukaryota, Viridiplantae, Streptophyta, Magnoliopsida, Brassicales, Brassicaceae.